Messenger RNA from Colletotrichum higginsianum IMI 349063, 1035 nucleotides. Its product is annotated as Serine threonine protein kinase. The record is from RefSeq and is a predicted model, not a curated record. Gene Ontology annotation, biological process: protein phosphorylation. Gene Ontology annotation, molecular function: ATP binding; protein kinase activity. NCBI's taxonomy places the organism in Eukaryota, Fungi, Ascomycota, Sordariomycetes, Glomerellales, Glomerellaceae. The transcript has a single exon. The coding region runs from base 1 to 1035 and encodes 344 amino acids.
AUGGAGAAGUUACCUCACUACGACAUCGCUCUCUGGCAGGUUCACGAAACCGAAGAUGACUGUGACCUAGUCAUACGAACUAAUAAGGGACAAGCCUUCUACUGCACCAUUUCUCCGUCUCUUUUUAAUCAAUCACCCAAGCUCGCAGAGCAGUAUCAGAAGUGUCUAGACCUACUGCGGUCUGGGGAAGAAGAGCAGGACGAUUUCUACGUCGAAGACGCGUGCGAGUGGCUCUCAAAGCUGUUUGAGCCUCUCAUCGCCCAGCUGGCGCCGUCUCCUUCGCCGGUUCCCAAGGAUGGACGACCCACUCUCUCCCAUUAUCUUUUCCCGUCGUAUUUCGUUUGCCGUAUCGAUGCCACCAACGAGGUACCGCGACCGUACCAGGUAGAGACUCGGGAACACGGCUGGUCCAGGCCGAUCGUGGUUGCCGAUGACGAACUUCUCACAGGCUUCCACGAGUGGACUCAGUCGUACCUUCCGUCCGAAGUCGAGAUUAUCUAUGACUGCCCGGAAGAAGUCUUGAUAAGACGACCGACCAAGGUCCUUGUCGAUGAAGGGAAUGGCGGCAAGGUUGCGUGCUACUUCAAGUCAUUUGGACUCUCAUUCGGCCCAGCGCAUGCGAGGAAGGAACUGAAAACACUGAAAGCAAUUGCCGUGGCGCAGAUACCUCCUGCCCCGGCAACAUGGAUCUGUCGCCUAAGGGGAGUCGUACGAGACGGAAACAAGAUGAUGGGCAUGCUCUUCACUUGGAUCGACGCCAAAGGAGUGUUGUCGAGUGCGAGGGCUGAGCAGAGCUCGCCGGGCCUGAGAAGACGCUGGGCGGAGCAGAUCAGCACGUCCCUGGAGGAGCUGCACCACAAAGGCAUCAUCUGGGGUGAUGCCAAAGCCGAGAAUGUGCUGAUCGACGAGGACGACAAUGCAUGGAUCGUCGACUUUGGGGGCGGCUACACCGUCGGGUGGGUUGACAAGGAGCAGGCCGGAACGCUGGCGGGCGAUGCGCAAGGUCUUGCAAAGAUACUCGAUAUCCUCAAGUAG